Molecule: messenger RNA, 1145 nt
Organism: Marchantia polymorpha subsp. ruderalis
Lineage: Eukaryota; Viridiplantae; Streptophyta; Marchantiopsida; Marchantiales; Marchantiaceae
Source: the annotation of a GenBank genome assembly
CCGAGGUGGAGGUCGACGUCGCCGAGGUUUUGCAUCGCACGCACAAUCCUCGUUACGCUUGGGCUGAUACGGUGCAGUCUGUCAAAGACAAGGAGGAGGAAUAGGAGCAGGAGGUUGCUGCGGCCAUGUAGUCUGGCCAUGAGGAGACCGAUGAGAUGCAGUAUGUCCAAGAGGACUGCGAUGCAGUAUCCAGCUGGUGGCAUACAAGCUCUGGAGAAGAGAGUUCAUCAAGUGGAGUGUGGCGAUGAGGGUGCACCGUCGAAGCAGCCCGGGGACGAGGUCGAGGACGAGGAACAUGGUUCAAUGCAGUGCGGGGAGGAAGUGAUGCCCGUUCCGGGGCUGAAGAUCCAUUCGAUUGAGAAUCGCCAGUUCCGGGAGUAUUUUGCUUCUCUGGAGUCGUGUCCAGUCACGAAGCUCGAAAUUAGACUGGAGUCGAAACUCGGGCCUAAUGUGGUGCUCCAUAUCCGUAGCCAGCGAGCUCAGGACAUCACGGUGAAGAUCUUCGGGACAGCUCGCCUGCCCAUACACGUAGCAGUCGACGGGAGUACCCUCUGGGACUUGGAGAAACUCUUAUACUGGCUGCGAAGCUCUGGGGCAGAAAUUCCCUUGGAGGUCGCUGUGUUCGACGCCAUAGAGGUGAGAGGAUUCUUCGAUCGGAUUCGUGACCGACACAUGUUCGCUGCAAAAGUUCAGCUGCAGCUACGGCGCCAGUAUAGUGUCAUUACUAUAGGGGACUUCGUGUCGUCCACCGCUUAUGGUUUAUGGCCCGGAGAAAUCAUGUACAAAUUUGGUUAUAUUGACGACAAAUACCCGCUCCCCCCUUUCUGAUUGUCAUGAGAGGUUACACGAUUAUUGGGACCGUCACAACACUAGGCCAUUAAACUCAUACAUGUUCAUAAUGUAGGUCCGAUCUCAUUGUUUAGUUGAGGGUAGUGAAUGCCUUUCGGUGAUGCACAUGCUCAUAAUCUAGCUCCUUAGUCAGAAUCUCAAGUUGCAUGACGGGCAUGUAGUGAAAUUGCGUUAUGUAUACAUGACUACGAGCUAGGGUGAGUCCACUUCGUAACCUCAUCCGAGAAGACAACGCUGUACAUCAAGUACUUUUUACGUAUUUUUUUCUCCGUCAUAUUACCGGACGACUUUUCAAA